Colletotrichum truncatum is the source of this 2109-nucleotide messenger RNA. RefSeq lists its product as uncharacterized. Lineage: Eukaryota; Fungi; Ascomycota; Sordariomycetes; Glomerellales; Glomerellaceae. The record is from RefSeq and is a predicted model, not a curated record.
AUGGCACACAACAGAACACCAACAAACAGAUCUGUCCUGGCGUGUUUCUUCAUAAUACUAAAUGUCUUGAUUACUUUUGGUUUCUCUGCACCGAGCGUGUCAGGUCUAGACUGGCCGAGGAACCGAGCAUUGCCCUUGUUCCCAGAUAUUUCCAGUGACAUUGAGUAUGCCAAACUCACGGCGUUGUCAGGCGACGAGCAGAUCCUCCUGGUGUCUCUACAAGGGCUGGUCAACCGGCAGCGACCACGUUUGUAUCUUUAUUGGUCUGAUGAUGCCAAUGCGCCCGACGACGUGAUCAACGAGGCCUGGUUACGCCAACUUGAAUCCCAAGGCUGUAAAAAUACCAACGUGACGAGUACUGCAUUCCAGUUGAUCGAUAAGUACAAAUCGGACAUUCGCGGUGCAAUCAUCUACGAUAUUAGAUUACCAGAUACCAUAAACCUAGCGUCGACUAUGGCUGGCGUCUCCCAUGGUGUCUUAGCAACGGAAGAGCUGGCGCACCGCUUCAAUAUCCCUAUCAUUGAGGAUCUAAGAGGUCGUUUCAAAAACAAAUAUGAGCUGUAUGAGCACGCAGCUAAGAACGUAUGGCCAAAUGUCACAGACCGGCUCAUAACCGCAAUUAAGCCUGCUUCGACCAUAUUGUUCGCUAACAGGACCUGGGAUACGCUUCUAAGAGCCAAUUCAUCCAUCAAGGAUAGUUCCAACAACGGCACAUAUAUCAUCAACUUAUCUCAGUUUCUCAACAGCAGUGGUACCGUCUAUGUCAAUAUUUCGGACGCUUUCCCUGCAGACGGAUUUGGCCCUUCUGUAUACUACGUGAAAGUCACAGCUGAUCAAAAUCGAACCAUAGCCGAAUUUCAGCCUGGCACUGAAGGUGAAGAUUCUUUUCUGUUCGACGACGGGGGCUCACACUUGGCCGAUAAUCCCGGAGGCUGGAGGUUUGCAGACGGCACGGCCGCAAUUAUUUACAGAUUCGACUACCCAUCAAACGCUACUACAAUGACUAUUUCCUUAUCCAUGUGGAAUCAGUUCCAAGUUUCAGCAACGGCAUCACCUCCUGGUUACCAGAGGGUGAAUUCAAUAUUUCGAGAUUACGUUGUCAGCACAGCAGCUCCAUGUAUUUGGCUGGACAGCAGCAGACCGCAGGAGGCGGCAAUGCUUGACAAACUACUCCGUCAAUUUCAGCCCAAUUCAGCUUACCUGGGCUGGUUCCCUAAUGGAAACGAAAUGACCGGUGUCACGCAACUGGCAAAGAACGGUGUAUACGUGGCAGCCACAGACUUUUACUUCAACCCUACCAUAUUCAGUGGGUUCAGAACCAGGAAUCAAGUGCAACAGUAUCCAUAUCCACCAAAGGUGCCACCGUGGCGCCCUCCCCCAAGAAAAGACACUAAAGUUAUCCUAUCCCUCGUUUACCUCGAAGGCGACAAUAUCCAAUACAAUCAGCGCAGCAUGUUCUCCCACUGGAAUGAUUCGGACAGGGGAUCUGUUCCUCUUGGUUGGACCAUCAGCCCAUUGCUACGCGACAUCGGACCUGGCAUCCUGUCCUAUUACCAAAGAACAUCCACCGAGAAUGAUUUGCUUAUUGCAGGACCCGAUGGAGCGGGUUAUACCUAUCCCGGAGUUUGGCCCAAAAAAGCACUAUCUGAGUUUUUGGCUCAAAGCGGGGAGUAUAUGCGAUCCACGCAAACAGACAAGGUACUGUUCGUGUACGACCGUGUCAACUCAACUGACAGCCCAUUGACACCGGAGCUGACUGUUGCUUUUCGUGAUGCCGUGGGGAGAAACAGACUUCGCGGAAUCCUUUACGGAUCUUUCGUCUCUACGUUAGGGACGCUUGAUGUGAAUGUGACUCAGGGUUUCCCAGUAACAAACAUGGUGGGCAUCGCAAAUGAGCAGAGUGGCGCGGAGACCCUACGGAAUAUCUCGGACAGUUGGAAAGGCCCUGGCCCCUUAUUUGUCACAGGUGCCCUCAGUGCAUUCGAUAUCACACCGGCGAAUGUAAGUCGUAUGGUUAAGCAACUAGGUUCUGACUUUGAGAUCGUCCGACCUGACACGUGGUUUGAACUGUUGAGAAUAAGGGAUAUGUGGCCUCCCGGACCGUUAUAA